Melospiza georgiana is the source of this 521-nucleotide messenger RNA. It is a transcript of the gene TNFRSF17, whose product is annotated as TNF receptor superfamily member 17. NCBI's taxonomy places the organism in Eukaryota, Metazoa, Chordata, Aves, Passeriformes, Passerellidae. The transcript has 4 exons. The coding region runs from base 108 to 521 and encodes 137 amino acids. Gene Ontology annotation, biological process: tumor necrosis factor-mediated signaling pathway. The record is from RefSeq and is a predicted model, not a curated record. Gene Ontology annotation, molecular function: signaling receptor activity.
AUUGUUUGGAAAGCCAGUGCAAGCUCUCUAAGUCCCAUAACUGAACAAGAGCUGAAAUGUAACUUUACUGGGCCUAGGAUGUAAAACUCCAUGAACUGGCUGGAUUAAUGAAUUUCAAGCUGUUUGCCAUGUGGUCAGGUACCGAUUCGAGUGGAAUCCUUUGGAUUUGUUUGGGCACAGGGUUGAUUUUAAUACUCACUCUGUUUACCUUAAUGGUCUUGUUUAAAUGGAAGCACCUAAAGCAACAAAAACUGCAAAACACAGACUCCUCUGUGGAGCCAAACAACGUUCUCAAGGCUAAUACUGAAAGCAGUGUGAACACAGAAGAAAUCAGACACACACCUCCACGUGAAACAUUAAUGUAUUCAGUGGAAGAAUGCACUUGCAGUGACUGUAGCUUGGUGAAACCUCAGACUGGCUGUGAAACUUCAUUUCCAUUACCAGCUACUGAAGAACGAGCUACUGUUCUAGUUACUACCAAAUCUUUUGAUUAUUGCAACUAUGUUCUGGGUGUUGGAUGA